GCCACCACUGACCCCGUGGCGCCCUCCGGAAGUGUUUGCGCGGAGGCGCGGGGCCGGUGUCCGGACGCGUGUCGGAGCGGAGCUGAGAGGAGAGCAGCGGGGGCCAUGUCCGACUUCAAACUGGGGAUCGUGCGGCUCGGCCGGGCGGCGGGCAAGACUAAGUACACACUAAUAGAUGAGCAAGACAUCCCACUGGUGGAGAAUUAUACCUUUGAGGCUCGUAUGGAAAUAGAUGCUGAUGGAAAUGGCGCAAAAAUAUUUGCGUAUGCGUUUGAUAUCAGCAAGCGGAGGGGUUCUGGUCGUCCUCUGCAUGAGCUGCUCUGGGAGCGGCACAGAGGAGGAAUUGCUCCAGGUUUCCAGGUGGUUCAUAUCAACAGCGUGACAGUGGAUAACCGACUGGACAACCUCAAGCUUGUUCCCAUGGGUUGGAGGCCAAAGGCAGAGGAAAUCUCUAGCAAACAGAGGGAGCAGAGUCUUUAUUGGCUGGCAAUCCAGCAGGUGCCUGCAGAUCCCAUUGAAGAGCAGUUCCCUGAGCUGAACCUCACACGUUACUACAAUGCCAAUGGGGACAUUAUGGAGGAUGAGGAGGACUCGUGCACAUAUUAUGAAUGCCAUUACCCACCGUGCACUAUGAUGGAGAAGCAGCUGCGUGAAUUCAACAUCUGUGGGCGGUGCCAGGUGGCACGAUACUGUGGCUCCCAGUGCCAGCAAAAAGACUGGCCUGCCCAUAAGAAGCAUUGCCAUGAGAAGAGGCGCCCGCUGCAGCAAGAACUUGAGCCCGAGCGAUGACCCCCUCCCUCCCCUGCCCCUCCUCACCCUUGCCCCGCAUGCUUUCGCCAUGGAUCAACAGUGGCGUCAGUUUUGUUUUGCACAAUUCAGACUGGACAUAAAGUUUCCUAAGCACUGAGGAAGUACAAAGAAUAGAAUGGACUUGAGGAGGUCUCUGUGAGAAGAGGGGGCUGGGGCUACCCUUCCUAAGAUCGAUCGCUACGAAGACUAUAGAGGUUCCUAAUCAGAAGCUUCUGUGUCUAUAUUUAUAUGUUGAUAUGUAUUUGAAC
This is a messenger RNA of Rhincodon typus (whale shark), 1058 nucleotides long. It is a transcript of the gene zmynd19, whose product is annotated as zinc finger, MYND-type containing 19. The record is from RefSeq and is a predicted model, not a curated record. The coding region runs from base 106 to 789 and encodes 227 amino acids. The transcript has 6 exons. NCBI's taxonomy places the organism in Eukaryota, Metazoa, Chordata, Chondrichthyes, Orectolobiformes, Rhincodontidae.